AUGGCCAGCGAAAAGUCGGAUUCCAAGCAGGAGGCCCAGAUCAAGUCGGCGGACAUGAGCGAUGAGAUGCAGGCCGAAGCCAUCGAAGUCGCGCAACAAGCCAUGGAGCAGUUCACCAUUGAAAAGGACAUUGCCCAGUACAUCAAGAAGGAGUUUGACAGCCGCAAGGGCGCCACAUGGCACUGCAUAGUCGGCAGGAACUUUGGCAGCUUCGUCACUCACGAGACCAAGCACUUCAUCUACUUCUAUCUUGGUCACUGCGCUAUCCUGCUCUUCAAGACACAGUAG
This is a messenger RNA of Plenodomus lingam JN3, 288 nucleotides long. RefSeq lists its product as uncharacterized. Gene Ontology annotation, biological process: microtubule-based process. NCBI's taxonomy places the organism in Eukaryota, Fungi, Ascomycota, Dothideomycetes, Pleosporales, Leptosphaeriaceae. Gene Ontology annotation, molecular function: dynein intermediate chain binding. The record is from RefSeq and is a predicted model, not a curated record. Gene Ontology annotation, cellular component: cytoplasmic dynein complex.